Phalaenopsis equestris is the source of this 1372-nucleotide messenger RNA. Its product is annotated as bifunctional UDP-glucose 4-epimerase and UDP-xylose 4-epimerase 1-like. The record is from RefSeq and is a predicted model, not a curated record. The coding region runs from base 106 to 1167 and encodes 353 amino acids. The transcript is spliced from 10 exons. Lineage: Eukaryota; Viridiplantae; Streptophyta; Magnoliopsida; Asparagales; Orchidaceae. Gene Ontology annotation, cellular component: cytosol. Gene Ontology annotation, molecular function: UDP-glucose 4-epimerase activity; RNA binding. Gene Ontology annotation, biological process: rRNA processing; galactose metabolic process.
UGAAGAAGUCUUCUUACUCUCAAGCCGAGUUACUGUCACUUCUCUCAGCUGUACAUUUCCAUCUCCAUCCCCUGAAGAACAACGACAGAGAGUAAGUCUAGCACAAUGGGAUCCGAAGCACGUAUUCAAAGCAUACUGGUCACUGGUGGCGCUGGUUUCAUCGGAACUCACACAGUCCUCCAGCUCCUCAAAGAAGGAUUCAGGGUUUCCAUUAUCGACAACCUCGACAACUCCGUGGAAGAGGCUGUAGACCGCGUGAGAGAUAUCGCCGGUCCCGAUCUGUCACGCAAUCUUCGAUUUUAUCUGGGCGAUCUACGGAACAAUGAGGAUUUGGAGAAGGUGUUUUCCGAGACAAGGUUUGAUGCUGUUAUCCACUUCGCUGGACUGAAGGCUGUUGGGGAGAGUGUUGCUAAACCUCUUUUAUAUUACACAAAUAAUUUGAUCGGGACAUUGAAUUUAUUUGAAUUUAUGACAAAAUAUGGAUGUAAGAAGAUGGUCUUCUCCUCCUCUACCAUAGUUUACGGUCAACCUGAACAAAGUCCAUGUGCUGAAGAUGUUGAGCUGAAGGCAAUGAACCCUUAUGGCCGGACCAAGCUCUUUCUUGAAGAAAUUGCUCGUGACAUUCAAAAGGCUGAUCCAGAAUGGAGAAUUAUACUGUUGAGAUACUUCAACCCUGUUAGUGCUCAUGAAAGUGGCCAGAUUGGUGAAGAUCCUAAGGGCAUUCCUAAUAAUCUUAUGCCUUUUAUUCAACGUGUUGCUGUGGGUAGAUUGCCUGUGCUGAAUGUGUAUGGCAAUGAUUACCCAACAAGGGAUGGGACAGCAAUUCGUGACUACAUUCAUGUCAUGGACUUGGCUGAUGGCCACAUAGCGGCUCUACAGAAACUUUUCCAUACCGUUGACAUUGGUUGUGUUGCCUACAAUUUAGGAACUGGUCGUGGCACAUCUGUCCUCGAGAUCAUUGCGGCUUUUGAGAAAGCCUCCGGAAAGAAAAUUCCUAUCAAGUUUUGUCCAAGGAGGCCUGGUGAUGCAACCGAAGUCUAUGCUUUGACAGAGAAGGCUGAGAAGGAGCUUGGUUGGAGAGCAAAAUAUGGCAUAGAAGAAAUGUGCAGAGACCAAUGGAACUGGGCAAGCAAAAACCCAAAUGGUUAUAAAUCCCAAGGUACUUAAAAUAUUACUUUGAAGAGUCCACACGAUCAGAGAGGAACUAGUCAAUGAUUUUGUAUAUUAGGCCUUCAGUAUCUAAAACUAAGCUUUUAUUUAGCUUUUAAAUUCAGUAAGAAUCUCUAGUGUAGAUAAAUUGUAAUGCAUCUUCCCUCACCUUUGCAAAAAAAUAAGAUGUUUUUUUAUAAUAAUGGCUUCUUUAGUUGUAUGA